AUGGCCGACUUCGUCUUGCUGGGUGCUAACAACUUCCGCCCGUUCACUCGAGAAUCUUUGGCUGCCAUUGAGAAACGCAUUGCGGCCAAGAAAGAAAGCAAAGACCCGCCCCCUGAAGAGAAGCCCCGCCCUCAGCUUGACCUUCAGGCAUUCCAGAAGCUGCCUGCCCUCUAUGGAAAUCCUCCUUCAGAGCUCAUUGCAGAGCCCUUGGAAGAUCUUGAUCCGUACUACCACGAUCACAAGACGUUUUUGGUGCUGAACAAAGGGAAAACCAUCUUCCGGUUUACCGCCACACGUGCUUUGUACGUCUUCAGCCCUUUUCAUUCACUCCGACGGAAGGUGAUCAAAGUUUUGGUACAUCCAUUGUUCACUAUGUUUAUCAUGGUUACAAUUUUAACCAAUUGUGUCUUCAUGGCUCUUUCGGAAUCUCCAGAAAAAACAGAAGAAUCUCGGUGGUCUAAGUAUGUGGAGUACACUUUCACAGGCAUUUAUACUUUUGAAUCAAUAAUCAAAAUAUUGGCAAGAGGCUUCUGCUUGAACGAGUUUACCUUCCUCCGCGACCCGUGGAACUGGCUGGAUUUCAGUGUUAUUGUGAUGGCGUUUGUGGGAGAGUUUACUCAGCUAGGCAACGUUGCUGUUCUUCGCAUGUUCCGGGUGCUGAGAGCUUUAAAAACAAUUUCCAUCGUCCCAGGUCUGAAAGUCAUUGUAGGUGCGCUUGUCCAAUCCGUUAAGAAACUUGCAGAUGUGAUGAUCCUGACUGUUUUCUGUCUGAGUGUCUUUGCCCUCAUUGGCCUUCAACUCUUCAAGGGACACUUGAGACACAAAUGUGUCAAAAACUACACCGAAUAUCUCCGUGAGAACAACGUAACAGAGUUUCCUGUGGGAAGCGAUGUUCUAAGCGAAUGGAACCUGUCAUCAUAUGAGGAUUUCAUCCACCAAACAGCCAAUUACAAAAUCAAAAAUCACACCAAGGAUUUUUUACUGUGUCAUAACGGUACAGAGGCUGGCUCCUGUCCGGCAACAUAUGUAUGUCUGAAAGUUGGAGAUAAUCCUGAUGAAGGAUUUACAAGCUUUGAUGCUUUUGGCUCGGCUUUUCUUUCCUUGUUCCGCCUCAUGACACAAGAUUACUGGGAACGCCUCUAUCAACAGACUCUCAGAGCUGCCGGGAAGAUCUAUAUGCUGUUUUUUGUACUUGUCAUCUUCUUGGGAUCAUUUUAUCUGGUCAACUUGAUCUUAGCCGUGGUCACAAUGGCAUAUGAAGAACAGAGCAAAGCCACGAUUGCUGAAACGGAGGCAAAAGAGAGACAAUUUCGUGAAGCCAUGGAAUUGCUGAAGAAGGAGCAUGAGGAAUUAACUGCUAAAGAAGAUGACAGCCUGUCUCAUAGUUCAUUGGAUGCGUCGCCGGUAGCAUCCAAAGAGGUUAAAGAAAGAAGUAACAGAAGAAAGAAAAAGAUGUCCCAGGGCAUGGAAGGUUAUUGGGAAGAUCCCAAAAUCCCUCCAUCACAGUCUAUUGACAGCCAUCGCAAAUCGGCUUUGUUUAGCCAUAGUUACAGCCCUAGUUCGAACCCAACGAAGCGUCGUCUGAGUCAUGGAAGUGUGUUCAGUUUCCAUCUUUCUGGACGAGAGCCAGGCUCAAGGCCUGAAUAUGGGGAGGAGGAAUCUAGUAGUAUUGGAGAUGCCGAGAUCCAGCGUGGUUCAUUGCUAGCUGCACGAAUGGGGAGACGGCCAAGCGUCCAAAGUCAAGUCAGUUACGGUCCUCAUCCCAUGACUCCAAACUACAUGCAGCCUGGCAAAUGGACCGCAGGAGAUGAUUGCAACAGGAUCGUCUCAUCGAUGGGAGGCAGCGGCACAAAGUCGUUUAGCCCAGACCCUCUUUUGGGCGAAGGGCUGUUGCUUCCUCCUGUGAGGAAAAUCCCUGGCAGAGGUGAUCUGACCUCUUCGUAUGAUGAAGCCAACAAGUUGCUUCGAUCCCAGCGUCUAUCAGUGGACCAUUAUAAUCAGCCGCUCCAAAGAGAAAGGGCAGCAAGUGCCGUCAGCAUUAUCACCAGCGCUUUAGAAGAACUGGAAGAAUCCAAACGUAAAUGCCCACCAUUCUUGCACGAAUUGGCCCUCAAAUACCUUGUUUGGAACUGUUGCCCGCUGUGGUUGAAAAUAAAGAAGAGAGUGAAUGCUUUUGUUACGGAUCCAUUCACUGACCUCGUGGUUACCCUUUGCAUUGUGGUGAAUACUCUUUUCAUGGCGCUAGAACACUAUAGAAUGACCACUGGUUUCAAGACCAUGCUGUCAACAGGUAACACGGUUUUUGCAGGGAUUUUUACGGCAGAAAUGGUCCUGAAAAUCAUUGCGAUGGAUCCUUAUCAUUACUUUCAGCAGCGAUCUAAUAUCUUUGACAGUGUGAUUGUUUUCUUGAGCCUUGUGGAGCUGCUCAUACCCAAAGAAACGGCCAAAGGAAAAAGUCGGGGGAAAGGAAGCCUGACGGUUUUACGGUCCUUGAGGCUGCUGCGAGUCUUUAAGUUGGCAAAGUCCUGGCCAACCUUAAAUACCCUUAUCAAAAUAAUUUUAAACUCGGUGGAUGCUUUGGGCAACCUCACCCUCGUUCUGGCCAUUAUCGUCUUUAUUUUUGCGGUUGUUGGAAUGCAGCUGUUUGGGAGCAGCUAUCGGAAGAAGUAUGGUAAUGUAACAGACGACUCCCAGAAAGCACGAUGGCACAUGAUGGAUUUUUUCCAUUCCUUCCUCAUUAUCUUCCGAAUUCUCUGUGGAGAAUGGAUUGAAACAAUGUGGGAUUGCAUGACGAUCUCUUAUCAGCCGCUGUGCCUGCUAGUCUUCUUGCUGGUCAUGGUGAUUGGAAAUUUAGUGGUUCUCAAUUUAUUCAUUGCAUUGCUGCUGAACUCCUUCAGUGCAGACAACCUCCAACUGCCAGAGGACGACAAAGAAAUGAACAAUCUUCAGAUCGCUUUUGCUCGAAUCCACAAAGGAAUUAACAUUGCAAAACACACCAUGUUGGCUUUCUGUUUGAAAGCGCUCAGGUACCCACGGAAAGUGUCACAAAAAAAGAUCAAAUGUGAUUUGGAGAAAAACCAGGCGGAGCAUAGAAAAGAUGGCAAAGUUGCCAACGAGAUUCAUGGGAGCCGAGAGAAUGAGAAAAAUGGGGAGAGGCGCACGGCUGAUAUUCUCGAUGAUUUCAUUACCAAUCCCAGGAUGUUUGUCUGUGUUCCCAUCGCCGAGGCGGAGUCGGAUAGUGAAGAUUCUGAAGAUGCUGGAGAUAAGCAAGGUGCCGUUGUGGACAUAGACUAUAAUAAGCAGGAAACCCAGUUGCGAAUGAGAGGAGACCGGAGCAAGAACUCUGACGCCUGGAGCUGGACAUCUGAACUCUCAUCUCCUGGGGAACUAAGCAUUCAGUGGAAAGCGGAGUGUUCCUCACUAGAGCAAAAAGAGGCGCAGUUGUGCUUGGCUGAAAGGAAAACUCCGCACUGUCAUUUUGUUUUCCAGAAGUCUGAUAGUACCAGUUGUUCAGAGGGCAGCACUGUGGACUUAAUAGAUCCUGAGGAACUGAUGAAGAAUAAUCGUGAACUAACUGAAAACUUAAAGGAGCCACAUGAUUGUUUCCCAGAAAGAUUUACACGUCAUUUUCCUUGGUCUUCGGUAAACCCCACAAAGUUCCCAGGCAAAAUGUGGUGGAAUCUAAGAAAGACAUGCUACCAAAUUGUCGAACACAACUGGUUUGAAAGCUUCAUUGUGUUCAUGAUUCUGCUGAGCAGCGGAGCUUUGGCAUUUGAAGACAUACACUUGAGUAAGAGAGGCAAUAUUAAAACUAUGCUAGAAUAUGCAGAUAAGAUAUUCACAUACAUCUUUAUCCUCGAGAUGCUGUUGAAAUGGGUGGCUUACGGAUUCUACAAAUACUUCACAAAUGCUUGGUGCUGGCUCGAUUUCCUAAUUGUAGACGUCUCCUUAGUAACUCUCAUAGCAAAUUUGGUUGGAAAAUCAGACAUGGGUCCCAUGAAAUCCCUCCGGACCUUACGAGCUUUGAGGCCGUUAAGAGCCCUGUCGCGAUUUGAAGGGAUGCGGGUGGUGGUCAAUGCUUUGGUAGGAGCUAUCCCUUCCAUCAUGAACGUUCUCUUGGUCUGCCUAAUUUUUUGGCUUAUCUUCAGCAUCGUGGGAGUCAACCUUUUCUCGGGGAAGUUUGGGAAAUGUGUUAACUUUACUGAAGAGAAUUCCGUUUUAAGCAGUGACAUUAAAAACAGGUCCGAUUGUGAGAAAUAUAAUGACACUAAAAAAAUCUACUGGACAAGAGUUAAAGUGAACUUCGAUAAUGUCGGAUCUGGUUAUUUGGCCCUCCUUCAAGUGGCAACAUUCAAAGGUUGGAUGGAUAUAAUGUAUGCAGCAGUUGAUGCGACAGGGGACGAACACCAGCCCAUUUUUGAAAAUAGUCUAUAUAUGUAUCUCUAUUUUGUCAUUUUUAUCAUCUUUGGAUCUUUCUUCACUAUGAACCUUUUUGUUGGGGUGAUUAUUGACAAUUUUAAUCAACAAAAGAAAAAGAUAAGAGGAGAGGACAUCUUUAUGACAGAAGAGCAGAAAAAAUACUAUAACGCCAUGAAAAAACUGGGAUCCAAGAAACCCCAAAAACCCAUCCCAAGACCCCUGAACAAAUACCAAGGAUUCAUUUUCGACAUUGUAACCCGCCAGGCUUUUGAUGUCACAAUCAUGAUCCUCAUUUGCCUUAAUAUGGUCACUAUGAUGGUGGAGACGGACGACCAACCCGAAAAGAAGACGCUGGUCCUAAACAAAAUCAAUAUUCUCUUUAUCACCAUCUUCACGGCUGAGUGUGUCAUGAAGAUGAUCGCUCUGAGAUACUACUUCUUCACUAACGGAUGGAAUAUCUUUGAUCUGGUGGUUGUGAUCAUGUCCAUUGUUGGCAGCGUGCUUUCUGGCCUCGUGGUUUCUUUCUCACCCACGCUUUUCCGGGUGAUCCGCUUGGUUCGGAUUGGACGAAUACUCAGGCUCAUUCGAUCUGCCAGAGGAAUCCGGACUCUCCUUUUUGCCCUGAUGAUGUCCCUUCCGGCCCUGUUCAAUAUCGGCCUCUUGCUUUUCUUGGUCAUGUUCAUUUAUGCUGUUUUUGGCAUGGCUAACUUUGCCUAUGUUGUAAGGGAGGCUGGCAUUGACGACAUGUUCAAUUUCGAAACUUUUGGGAACAGCAUGCUCUGUCUCUUCCAAAUCACCACUUCUGCCGGCUGGGAUGGACUCCUCAGCCCCAUUUUAAACACAGGUCCACCCUACUGUGACCUGACACGUGAUGUCCCUUCAACUUUCUCCAGGGGAGACUGUGGGAACCCUGCAGUAGGCAUCAUAUUCUUUGUGACAUACAUCAUUAUAUCUUUUCUCAUAGUUGUGAACAUGUACAUAGCUGUUAUUUUAGAGAACUUCAAUGUUGCAACAGAGGAGAGCACUGAACCUUUAGGCGAUGAUGACUUUGAAAUGUUUUACGAAGUGUGGGAGAAGUUUGAUCCUAAAGCGACCCAGUUCAUUACAUACUCUAAACUGUCGGACUUUGCAAAUACUCUGGCAGAGCCUUUGCGCAUACCUAAGCCAAACAAACUGGAACUGAUGACAAUGGACCUUCCCUUGGUGAGCGGUGAGAAGAUUCACUGCUUGGACAUUCUGUUUGCCUUCACCAAAAGGGUGCUCGGAGACUCUGGGGAAAUGGACACUCUUAAGGUAAAUAUGGAGGAAAAGUUCAUGGCUGCCAACCCGUCCAAGGCUUCUUACGAACCCAUCUCCAUCACGCUCAGACAGAAGCAGGAGGAGGCAUCUGCCACGGUUAUCCAGAGGGCGUUUCGGGGUCAUUUACUCCAACGUUCCAUGAAGCAGGCCUGUUUCUUACACCGUCAGGAAAAUUGUGAUGGCGACAUCCUUGAAGAAGAUGCUCCAGAGAAAGAAGGUCUCAUUGCACUGAUGAUGGAUGAAAAUUAUAUCAGAAAUCCAGACAAAUCCAAAACACCCUCCAUACAAUCUUUCCCUCCAUCCUACAGUAGUGUUACUGGAGCCAUGGAUGAUGGUCCAGAGAAGGAAACAACAGAUUCUCAAAAGAUGUAUGAACCUAAGGACAGACAGCUGUUUGCAGACAAAGGCAGGGAGUCCAACAUGUAA
Messenger RNA from Eublepharis macularius, 6144 nucleotides. Its product is annotated as sodium channel protein type 5 subunit alpha-like. The record is from RefSeq and is a predicted model, not a curated record. Gene Ontology annotation, biological process: membrane depolarization during action potential; sodium ion transmembrane transport; neuronal action potential. The transcript is spliced from 27 exons. The coding region runs from base 1 to 6144 and encodes 2047 amino acids. Gene Ontology annotation, cellular component: axon; plasma membrane; voltage-gated sodium channel complex. Gene Ontology annotation, molecular function: protein binding; voltage-gated sodium channel activity. Lineage: Eukaryota; Metazoa; Chordata; Lepidosauria; Squamata; Eublepharidae.